UUCAGAUAAAGCGAAAUUGCUCACAGAAUUGCCUUUGUUUGAAAAUAUUGUACACAGCAUUUUUUAGUUUGAUGCAAAAAAAAAAAAAGCCAACAAACCUUCAAUGUAUCUUUUUUUUUCCCGGCUGCUCUCAUGGAACGAAAAACAAAAGGAGCAAGUUUUUGAAAGAUGACGCGUUUGAGCUGCUAACCGCUUCUAAAUGUUUUUUUUGGAAGAAAAAAAAAAAUCAUGACAACAAUCUCAUUAAAAACGGAUUAAGAAAUUAAACUAAACUGUUUGCUCCUUGCUUAGUCAUUGUUUGACAGUGUUCAAUAGCAAUGAGGAGAAAUGUUGGACAAAUACUUUUAGUAACAGUUAUAUAUUUAGUUGCUAAUUUAAUUUGUUGGAAAACGUUGACGAGUGACUGAGUGAGUAAACGGUGAUUAAAAUGGGAGUUGUGUAACAGCUUAACUAGAAUGGAUUGCUAACCCACCUUUCAUGUCAUGCCAAACUAGUUCAUUUUAAUAUUUGUUUUACAAUAAGUAGGGAGCAAAUAUUUUGCUUUGCAAAUACCUGCAGCCAUGAUCUGGCCUCUUAAUUAUAUGUUGAGAUUAGUCGAUGGUAGGUUUCCCUUGACAGUAAAAGAAAAUAGCUGGCUUGGCUCCUUCCUGAGUUGUCACCUCACCAUGUUUUUCAAUGUCAUGCUUUCAAUUCCCUCCUCAGGUUUCAAUUCCAUUUCAACGUCCUAAUUUUCUUUUAGAUUUUCCAUAGAAAUGUCUGCCUUUGCAACCUUUAUUAUCGUGGCUGGAGAUUGCCGUGGUGUGGAAGUAGAUGUACAGUUGCCCUUUUUUUUGGUGCUAUCUAAGGUACAGAAAGACACACAGCAAACACGCGCACGCGCAUCCUCUGCACGUUUGUUAUCCUGGCAAACUCGAGAGCAGCUACUGGGAUUCCUUUAUAGACACGGACGGGUUGACUCCUCCAUUUUCAGUCUCUUUUUUUUUUGUGAUCAUCAGGAAUGCAAAGCAGCAUGGAGGCAAGCACCUUCUUGGUCUUGGAGAACUUCAUCGGAGGAAAGUUCACCCCGUGUCCGAGUCACAUCGACUCGUACGACCCGUCUACGGGGAAAGUGUACUGCAAAGUGCCCGACAGCGGCGAGCGAGAGGUGGAGGCGGCGGUGGCGGCAGCCAAGGAGGCCUUCCCGGCCUGGGCCGCUCUCAGUCCUGAUCAGAGGGCUCAGGUCCUCAACAAGAUGGCCGACCAGAUCGAGGCCCACCUGGAGGAGUUGGCGCAGGCCGAGUCCAAAGACCAAGGUAAGACGUUGACGUUUGCACGGACCGUGGACAUUCCCCGAGCGGCCUACAACUUGCGCUUCUUCGCCUCGUCGGUGCUCCACCACACCAACGACUGCAGCCAAAUGGACCACAUGGGCUGCCUCAACUACACUUUGCGCUGCCCCGUGGGAGUGGCUGGUCUGAUCAGCCCUUGGAAUCUCCCUUUGUACCUGCUGACGUGGAAGAUAGCGCCCGCCAUCGCCGCGGGCAACACGGUGGUCGCCAAACCCAGCGAGAUGACCUCAGUGACCGCCUGGAUGUUCUGCAAGCUGAUGCAGCAGGCUGGUGUUCCUCCAGGCGUGGUCAACAUAGUGUUCGGGACGGGGUCCCGAGCGGGAAACGCCCUGGUCGUCCAACCCGACGUCCCCCUGAUUUCCUUCACGGGCUCCACAGCAACCGCCCGGAUUAUUACCGAGCGCAGCGCCCCCUAUUGUAAGAAGCUGUCACUGGAGCUGGGUGGCAAAAACCCCGCCGUUAUUUUUGCCGACGCUGAUCUGGACCGGUGCAUCGAGACCACCGUCCGCUCUAGCUUCUCCAAUCAGGGAGAGAUCUGCUUGUGCACCAGUCGGAUUUUUGUGGAGCGCGGUGUUUACGCGACAUUCUUGGAGAGGUUUGUGGCCGCUGCCAGGAAGUGGAAGACCGGCGUGCCUUCGGACCCCGGCAGCAGCAAUGGCGCGCUCAUCAGCAAGGAGCACUUGGAAAAGGUGCGCAGCUUUGUUGCCCUGGCCAAAUCUGAGGGGGCCACAGUGCACUGCGGUGAAGGCGUAGACCCGCUGCAGUUGCCCGAGCGCAAUGCCGGCGGCUACUUCAUGGCCGCCACCGUGAUCUCGGGCGUCCCGCAGGGCUCCCGAGUCAUGCAGGAGGAGAUCUUCGGGCCGGUCACCUGCGUGAGCCCGUUUGACGGCGAGGACCAGGCGCUGGCGCUGGCCAACGGCGUGCGCUACGGUCUGGCGGCCACCGUCUGGUCCCGCGACGUGGCCAAGGUGCACCGGAUGGCGGCCGGGCUUCAAGCGGGCAUGGUCUGGUCCAACUGCUGGCUGGUCCGCGAUCUCAAGCUGCCCUUCGGGGGCAUGAAGAGCUCUGGCGUCGGCAGAGAAGGCGGCAAGGAUUCCUAUCACUUCUUCACCGAGGUCAAGACGGUCACCAUCCAAUACUGAAAGGCCUUGUAAGAAAGGAAAGCAGCAGGCAGCAAGACUUUGGCCCUUUUCCCACGUCACCGUGUUCCCCUUCCACACUGCAUCGUCGAUCCAAGUCCAUUAAAGUUCAUUGGCCCCGUGGCGCCGUUUGACUCGCUGACCUGAGAGAGGUGAAUAAAGCCUAACUUGCUACGUGCGGGAAAUAAUGUCACACGCUUGCUCUUCCUUAAAAUUGUGCUUUGCUUAUUUAACAAAAUAUUCAUCAGUCGAACGCAGUCAUCUUAACAAACGUGAAAAGACGUGACCUAUAGUCACCUGCUUUUCCCGUGCCCCACAUUGUUGACAACAAGUCUGAACAUUGAACAAAAUUCAUGGGGGGGGGGGGCAUUACACGUGACUCGAGUGAAGACUUGUUGACAUUCCUAAUUCUCCUCUUGUAUCCUUUUAGGGGGUCCAAGCAGGAAUUCACGUGUCCUAAUAAUAAGCCGGUAAAAUCAAAGGCUCGCCCAAAUCCCUCCGCUGCGGGGAAAAUGGAAAAAACAUUAUUAGUAUUUUUUUUUUAUAUAAACCAACUACUUAAAAUUCUGACUUCAUGUAAGUUUAUAACUCAAAAAUAAUAAAUUCAAAUUCACCUGAGAGAACAAAAAAAAUACAUUUCAAUUCCCCUUGAAAAAUAAUAUGAAUGAGUCUAGCCACAAUCAGCAUGGAAAACUACCUUGGUAACAUUCUGCAAAGUUCAUUCAACCCUCCGUCCAUCAUCACUAUCUGGGUCACAAUGAUUGUUUUCCCAUCCAUUGAUGUCAGUUUAGCCCCCCGCGCCUCAACGUCCUAUUGGCCACUUUGAGACACACCACUUUCCCCUGCAGAGCAAACAAGACGACUCUCUACGUACAAGAGAGUCACUGACCUGCCUGGCACUUAGUGUCCAAAGGGGGCGGGGCAUUAUCGUUAGCCUGCCUGAAGCAUUUCUGUAAAACAAGAAAAAAAAAAAAAGAAUCCCUUCCCACUACAAUACUCGGCCAGCCCAAA
Syngnathus typhle (broad-nosed pipefish) is the source of this 3478-nucleotide messenger RNA. It is a transcript of the gene aldh8a1, whose product is annotated as aldehyde dehydrogenase 8 family, member A1. The transcript is spliced from 8 exons. Gene Ontology annotation, molecular function: retinal dehydrogenase (NAD+) activity. Lineage: Eukaryota; Metazoa; Chordata; Actinopteri; Syngnathiformes; Syngnathidae. Gene Ontology annotation, biological process: retinoic acid metabolic process. Bases 998 to 2470 code for a protein of 490 amino acids. The record is from RefSeq and is a predicted model, not a curated record.